CAGCCGGAGGGCCCUGAUGCCAGGAGCUCCUGGAGGAUGGCUGUGCCCGCUGCCAAACCCGAGGGGAGGCUCUCGGGGCUCACAACUCAUCCCUACUAGCCCACGGGUCAGGUUGCACAAUAAUUUGUGGAGGAGAGAUGAGACAAAGAUGAGAUAUUGAAAGACUCCCUAAGAAUAAAGUGGAUAACAGAGAAUAAAUGGCUCAGCUGAGAUACUUGGGUUAGGACCCUAAGAGGGAGCAGAGUGGAAGAUUUUGGGUGCCUGAUUCAGAGGUCUGAAAAGCCAAAUGUCUGUGACAAACCUCCCAAUCCUCAUUCACUGAAGAGCUAAAGGUGUAACUGGGUAUCUUGUUAUCAGAAGCGAAAUGAAUAACUCAACGUACAUAAACUCUUCCACUGAAAAUGUGAUGGCCUUGGAGAGCCCCUACAAAACUGUUGAGGUGGUGUUCAUCGUCCUGGUGGCAGGGUCUCUCAGCCUGGUCACCAUAAUUGGGAACAUCCUGGUCAUGGUGUCAAUCAAAGUCAACAGGCACCUCCAGACUGUCAACAAUUAUUUCCUCUUCAGCCUGGCCUGCGCUGACUUGAUCAUCGGCAUCUUUUCCAUGAACCUGUACACCCUCUACACUGUGAUAGGCUACUGGCCCUUGGGGCCUGUGGUGUGUGACCUCUGGCUGGCUCUUGACUACGUGGUCAGCAACGCCUCUGUAAUGAACCUGCUCAUUAUCAGCUUUGACAGGUACUUUUGUGUCACCAAGCCUCUGACGUAUCCCGUAAAGCGGACCACCAAGAUGGCCGGCAUGAUGAUCGCGGCCGCCUGGGUGCUGUCCUUCAUCCUCUGGGCCCCUGCAAUUCUCUUCUGGCAAUUCAUUGUGGGAGGAAGGACUGUCCCAGAUGGGGAUUGCUACAUCCAGUUUUUUUCCAACCCUGCUGUCACUUUUGGCACUGCCAUUGCAGCCUUCUAUUUGCCUGUUAUCAUCAUGACUGUCCUUUACUGGCAAAUCUCUCGGGCCAGUAAGAGUCGGAUAAAGAAAGGAAAGAAGGAAGCCGCCCAAAACCAAGAAACAGUUUCCCCCAGCCUUGUCCAAGGUAAAAUAGUGAAACCAAACAAUAACAAUAUCCCGACCAGCGGAGAUGGGUUGGAGCACAGCAAAAUUCAGAAUGGGAAAACCAGUGAAGAGACUGUGACCAAUAACUCUGUUCAAGGGGAGAAGGAGAGCUCCAACGACUCCACCUCCAUCAGUGUGGUCGCUUCCAACUUGAAAGAGGAUGAAGCUACCAAAGAUACCAGACAGGCUUCUGCCUCCCAAGCCCAUGUCAAAGCAGAGAACUCCAAGCUGACAUGCAUCAGGAUAGUCACCAAGUCCCAAAAGGGGGACUGCUGUGCCCCUACCAACACUACUGUGGAGAUCGUAGGCACAAAUGGGGAGGAGAAGCAGAACAGCGUAGCCCGGAAAAUUGUCAAGAUGACAAAGCAGCCAGCCAAAAAGAAACCACCCCCUUCUAGAGAGAAAAAAGUGACAAGGACGAUUUUGGCCAUCCUCCUGGCCUUCAUCAUCACCUGGACCCCAUACAAUGUGAUGGUGCUCAUCAACAGCUUCUGCACAUCCUGCAUCCCUAACACCGUAUGGACCAUAGGUUACUGGCUCUGUUACAUCAACAGCACCAUCAACCCCGCCUGCUACGCGCUCUGCAAUGCCACUUUCAAGAAGACCUUUAAGCACCUUCUUAUGUGUCAUUACAAGAAUAUAGGAGCUACAAGGUUUCACUUCCCUUCUGAGUGAUAGUUCUGCAGGAUCUAGAUGUCAGUCUUGAAGAGCAGCUCUCCCUGGGUAACUUCGGCUUUCCUGGCUGUCACCUGCACCCUGUGGUCCCCAAGGCCCCAGGUGGCCCUGCUGCUGGAUCUGCCUCAUCUUCACCUUGGGCUUGGCCAGAGGAUCCCAGCGGCAUGUCCACACCAUGUGCUGCUCUGGCCACUUCUGUUUCACACAGAAAUCAAGCACACUGUGCAGGUAACACAUGAGAACAAAAAGAAAAAAAUCCCAAAAGCUAUAACCAACAACAAAAAAUUUCAGCUAGAACUUCUUGCCGCCUCCUUUUCUUCCUCUUUCAUUAUUUCCAGAAAGAGGCAGCCCAUGGGGAGUGAUUUGUGCUGUUGUGGGACAGUCCUACCUUCCUGCUCCAGGAAGAGAACAGCAACUUGGAGAUGCAUCAAUCCAGGGGCAACUUUUCUGAGUAUUAAAAAUGUCUGUGGUCAAAGAGGAAGGAAGAAAGAAAAAGAAAGGAAAAAGAAACAGAAAA
Messenger RNA from Poecile atricapillus (Black-capped chickadee), 2297 nucleotides. Its product is annotated as muscarinic acetylcholine receptor M2. Gene Ontology annotation, cellular component: plasma membrane. NCBI's taxonomy places the organism in Eukaryota, Metazoa, Chordata, Aves, Passeriformes, Paridae. The record is from RefSeq and is a predicted model, not a curated record. Bases 365 to 1780 code for a protein of 471 amino acids. Gene Ontology annotation, biological process: adenylate cyclase-activating adrenergic receptor signaling pathway; regulation of heart contraction. The transcript is spliced from 4 exons. Gene Ontology annotation, molecular function: G protein-coupled acetylcholine receptor activity.